AACAAGGAGAAAGUAAGCAGAAAGAAAUUGCAGAGGAGCCAGUAAAGGAGGGCACUUUGCCAAGAGAGAGGCAGAAGGAGGAGGACUCACAACAGAACCAAGAUUUGAAGGGUGAAGGACAGCAGUUGACCUUGAAGCCUGAGGAAAUCGUGAGGCUUAGAGAAGAGCUGAAUCAUAUAAAUCAGAGCUCCCUGCAGUCUCAGAGCUCAGGGGAGAGUUCAGACAGUAGUGCCCAGUAUCCAUCAUCUGGAGAAAAACUGAAAUACCAGCGGCAAGAGGAUGUACAACAGCUUCGUCAGAAUUUUCACCGGCUCCAGAUUCUGUGCAACUCAGCUGAAAAAGAGCUCCGGUAUGAUCGAGGAAAGAACUUGGACUUGAAACAGCAUAAUAGUUUACUUCAGGAAGAAAGCAUUAAGAUCAAAACUGAACUAAAGCAGGCCCAGCAGAAGUUAUUAGAUAGCACAAAGAUGUGCUCUUCACUCACAGCAGAAUGGAAGCACUGUCAGCAGAAAAUCAGGGAACUGGAGCUGGAGGGACUCAAACAGGCUCAGAGCAUUAAAUCACAGAACAACCUGCAGGAAAAGCUGGCUCAGGAGAAAUCAAAAGUUGCUGAUGCAGAGGCAAAGAUACCUAGGAGUGGAGCUGCUGGGUCCUAUGGCUCUACGUUUAACCAUUUGAGGAACUGCCAGGCUUUUUCCAAAGAGGCUGCACCAUUUGACCAGCAGUGUUUGAGAGUUCCAAUUUCUCUACAUCUUUGCCAGAGCUAUGACGAGAAACAUCACCAUCACAAAGUCAAGCUUCGCAGAGUUAAGGACCGUUUAAUUCAUGAAGUAGAACUACGAGAUGAGAGAAUUGAACAACUGGAAAAUGAAAUCAGAGGUCUGCGUCAGCAAAGGGAAAUAGAGAAGGCAUUCCAGGAAGAGGUCACUGCUCAAAAUGAUAUACUGCUCCUAGAGAAAAGGAAACUUCUGGAACAACUCACAGAGCAAGAAGGCUUAAUCCACAGCAACAAAUGUGUAGUAUCUUCAGUCCAGAACAGAGUUCUUCUUCUGGAUAAAGAAAAGAGGCAAUUGUAGGACACCACUUGCCAUCUUACAUAGCAGGUUGGCCUCUUAGAGCAUAUCAUAAGGAGCAUCCGGAUUCACAGAGAGGAGACAAUUUGUGACAUCGCUGAAUUGGAAUCAUUGAAUAAAAUCUUGCCCUUACCAAACCUCAGUUUUUCAGGAACAGGUUUGGUAGAGUCGGUUGGAAGUCUUCAAGAGAUUAAAGAACAUAUAUCAGAAGCAGCAAUGGCAAACCCCAAGUCUCCCGAGUCUCUUUCGUGUUCAUAGAAUUCUGAAGCUGGAUACAUGAACGUGGCUUUUCUGAAAGAGACACACUGUAUCCAAGAACAAGACCAAAAGUCAGAACUAUAAAAUCACUGAUGGCUAAGACUAGAUGGAUCAAAGCUGCUAACUUAAAGCUUGGGCGUGAGGGUAGAACAUGACAUGGAGAAGAGUUACCUACCACGGAUCCUCACUGGACGUCAACCAGGAGUCCUCAGAAUUGCUGAUAAAUUCAUUAAACCAGUUUUAAAAAUGGAUUUCUCAAGUUUGUUUGAUAUCCUCAAAUAUCCUUGUAUUGAUCAGUAAUAGUGACUUAAGUUCAAUGGUUUAAUUAGGGGUCUUUUCAGCAGAGCACAUAUAUAUCUAAUUCAGCACUUUCCCCCUAUUAUCAUGGGUAUUAUUUAUUUUUUAAAAGUAAAAACAAUGUAAUUGUA
This is a messenger RNA of Leptonychotes weddellii (Weddell seal), 1759 nucleotides long. The record is from RefSeq and is a predicted model, not a curated record. NCBI's taxonomy places the organism in Eukaryota, Metazoa, Chordata, Mammalia, Carnivora, Phocidae.